Molecule: messenger RNA, 1216 nt
Organism: Papaver somniferum (opium poppy)
Lineage: Eukaryota; Viridiplantae; Streptophyta; Magnoliopsida; Ranunculales; Papaveraceae
Exons: 2
Coding region: 126-728 (200 amino acids)
Source: RefSeq, a predicted model, not a curated record
UUUCAGCUCUCAGAAUUCUGAGUCUCUUACUUUCAGUCAUUCACUCUAAACCCUAGAAAUCCAACAUCUCCCUUACAAAGAAUCACAAACCCAACACACAGAUUUCCCAGAGAGGGAGUAUUGGUAUGGAGAAAUCUGAAGAGGAGAUGCCAUCUACAGAGGCAGAAAUGAAGAAUCUGCAAGAAAAAGUGAGUGAAUUACAAACAAAGCUUUUAGUUGCUACAAAACCCUUAACCGAUGAUUAUAUUAAGGGUAUAGAAGUGUUUGCAAUGAAAAUGAGGCAGUUUUGGAAGGAAACAUUAGAUGAGAUAAGGACAAAACUGAAAGCAAAGCAACAUGAAUUUGUGCUGCUAGAAAAUGUUUCUCCUAAAGCUAAAUUGGACUACUGUGUUGAAUUACUUGCCGUAAGAGUAAGUGAAACAGUAAUUAGUGAUAUUUGUAGCGGUUAUAAGGAAUUUGCUAGUGAUGAAAUUACUGAGCUGAGUAUAAAAUUGGUACAAAAGCAACUUGAUUAUGAUUGCUUGGUAAUGAUAUUAAAGUUCUUUCCGAAGAAAGAAAGAAAUUCAGGGAUUCAGCGGAAAAGGAAAACGAAGAACUGUUCAAAUUUUUCAAGGAGAAGAAAGAAGAAAUUAAGAGGCUUGAAGAAGAAAGGGAGAAACUCACGGAGUCGGCAAAUAAAGAAAAUGAAGAAAUUUUUAAGUUUUUUUGUGAGAAGAAAGCUGAAGUGAUGAAGCUUGCAAGUUUAUGUCAAUUUCUUAGCACAAAAGCUAAGGAUCUUGCACGGGAACAUGUGGAAAAACUAUCUAAAUCAGAUGAAGAGAGGGAACUUAAGCUGAAGAAACUAGAAAGUGAUACGGAAUUGCUUAUCAAAGAGAAGGCUGCCUUAGCUAGUGAAAUUGAUUUACUUAACAAUGAGAAGGUUAUAUUGGUAAGUGUUUUUGAAAAACUCAACAAAGAGAAGGCUAUGUUAGAAAGAGAUAUCGAAUUACACAAGAAAGACAAGGGUAUCUUAGCAACAGAUGUUGAAUUUCUCAAAGGGGAAAAGACUAUCUUAGUAAGUGAUGUCGAAGUGCUCAAAGAAGAGAAGCUUGUCUUAGCAAGUGCUGCUGAAUUGCUCAAGAAAGAGAAGGCCAACUUAACAAGCGAUAUCGAACUGCACAAGAAAGAGAAAGGUAUCUUGGCAAGUGAUAUCGAAUUACACAAGAAAUUAAGAUAA